CUGUUAUCUAUUUAUGGAGCCCAUUAUGGUACUAAAUAAUAAAUGUUCUUUCUGUAACGUUCAUAUUGAUAGUUCUUUUGAAAUCCUAAAAUUGUUCCGCAAUGGCAUUGCUGUGAAGAACCACUCUGGCACCUUUAUUUUUAAGAGUGCAGAUUCAAAUAAUGUAUUGUUAUAAAUAAUGAACAGUACAUGUCUUUUCGAUGUGGGGAAAAAAAAUUGUAUUCCCACAUCACAAAGACAUUAUUGUAAUAGCCGACUAUAGACUUGACCCUGUGUUAAUAUGGUAAAUUUGCUUAGUGAGUGACUUGCUCUCCUUUACCAAGUGUUAUUGAUUCCCAGCAAUCCCAAGUUAAUAUACUAUACAACAGUUGAAUCAGAAAAUCCCCCACCUUGCAGUUAGCUAAGUGUGAGGUGUAACAUUUGUUAAAUUGCCUUGUCUCUUUGCUGUGCACCUAUGCUAUUUGUAAAGAAUCAGUAUGCUUUCCAUUUACCCUUGAACAUUAAAAUACAUGUAGUAUAUGUAGCGCCCGCCUUGAGAAUGAGGUCUCGCUUCUCUUUAUUCAGCAGUCCAAGCACUUCAACUUUUCAAAAAUAUAAGGCACAAAACUGUGUCACACCAUCAGAACUUCACCAGCUCCUCCCAGAUGCCUUCCGUUGUUGUUACUGAGAUAAGCCUAAAGUUGAAGCAAGUGAGGUAGUCACAAAGCCACAUGUCAUCUGGGUGGCUAGUCGAUAUACAGCAGAGAGAAGUUCUCACUAGACUGAUCUGCAAAAAGGAGAGUCCCUGUCUGCUGUGACAACCAGUGAGCUUUGCUGAAAAGUUCUACAUGAGAGAAAAAGCAAGCUGAAACCAAAUACUGAUCAGUCUAUUUCAUAUCUCCAAGUGAGUCACUUUUUCUCUUAGAAGAGCCAAGUACAAUGAUCUCCAGGAGAAGACGUACAAAAGAAGAAGUUGCUGCUUUCUCUGAACUGACAGAGAAGUUUUGUAAGGUUAUAACAGAUUUUACGCACGAAGAUCUCCGCAAGAUCACUGAGUACUACAAGCCCUACCUGGCAUAUGUUAUUGAAUAUGACAUCACUAGCAUCCUGCAGAACCUGGCUACCAAGGAAAUCUUGACUAAUGAUGAAGCAAAGGGGGUUAAAGCCAAAGAACAAUCUGAAGGCACAGUGGGUGUAGAGUCCUUUAUUAAUGAUGUGAUGAUAAAUAAGGACCAACAGGUUUUAGUCAGUCUGUGGAUGGCUUGCGCUGAAGAACUUGUGAGAUUUCCAUCACCAAACCUAACAAGAAUAUUAAAGGAGGUGGCAGAAGAGGGAUUGUGCCUACUGGAGCAGUGUCAUUUCAACUUCCAGCCACUUUCCCUUGAUUCGUAUGUUAAAGGUCUGCAGAACAAACACAGAGAAAAUUUGGUUACAUCAACAAACCAGCCUUCCCCUGGAGAUCCACACAGCAAAAAUGUUGUCUUAAACAGUUGGUACACAGAGCUGAUCGUCAUUAAUCAGUACAGAAAAAACUAUAUUGAGACUCAGCAUGAACUUCUGAAGACUGGAAAGGCUCAUGCAGCCCUUAUGGAACAGCGAACAAAAGAGAAAUGUGAACGAAUCUGGACUGAGCAGCUUUUCAGAAAGACUCCGGGAAAUGAAACUUUCCCUCAGAUUGUGGUGGUCAGUGGGGUCGCUGGAAUUGGGAAGACCACCAUGGUCCAGAAGAUCAUUUAUGAUUGGGCAAUUGAUGCUCAAUAUAAGAACUUUGCAUUUGUGUUCCUUUUCAAGUUCAGGGAGCUCAACAUCCUGGAGGAGAAUGAGCGUGAAAUGCCUCUGACUAGGCUGAUUGUGAGGCACUAUACAUAUCUGAAUGAUGAGACUCUGAGAAACAUCCUACAGAGCCCUGGGUCAUUGCUUUUUAUAUUUGAUGGACUAGAUGAGUAUAAACAUAAACUGGACUUCACACAAAACCGGCUGUGUUCAAACCCAGAGGACUACUUUCCCAUUCACAUCCUGGUCACCAGCCUGAUCAGCAGGAAAUUGCUAAAAGGCUGCACAGUCCUGAUCACAAGCAGACCAACUGCCUUAGAGUCCCUGAAUAUGGACAGAGUUGAUCGGUAUGCAGAAAUCCUGGGUUUUUUUACUAUGGAAAGAAUGAUGUAUUUUAAGAAGUUCUUUGGUGAUGUGGAUCUGGGCAUGGAGGCUUUUCAGUAUGUCGAGGAGAAUGCCAUUCUGUACACCAUGUGUUUCAACCCCUCUUACUGCUGGAUUAUCUGCUCAGUGUUGAAGAGCCACUUCAGCACACCCAAAGAACAGCGUAAAGCAGCACCCAGAACUGUCACUGAGCUCUUUGUGUUGUUUCUUUACAACAUCCUCACCAAUCACAAACGAGAAGCUGAGGACAAACGGGGUAUUUUAGUGAAACUGGGGAAGAUGGCUUAUUAUGGAGUUGCUAACAAGAUUCUUGUGUUCUAUGACAAACAAGAGAUGUUCACCUUUGGUCUCCAACAAGUCCUCCCUUCUGCAUUUCUCUCUGGGUUUCUGAAAGAAAUCUUGCAGAGAGAGAGCACCCUCGAGCGCACAACUUACACGUUCUUCCACCUUACCCUGCAAGAGUUCAUUGCUGCCUGCUACUACUUCCUUGAUUCCUCAGUUCUCAUUGAGGAGCUAUUUAAGGAGCUUGACUCUUGUAAAGAUGGUCGUUUUGAGAUUCUCACUCGGUUCUUAGCAGGGCUUGCCAGACCUCCUGUGACUGAAUUAUUGAAGGAAAUCCUAGGGGACUUUGAAAAGAAGCAUGCUGUGAAGACCCUAGACUGGGUAAAGAAAAGAACUCAACUUGCUCUGCAAUCUGCUGAUAAAAAUGAAACUCUGCGAGUAUUUCAGUGGCUCUUUGAGACACAGAAUAAGAAAUUAAUACGAGAUUGCAUUGGAAAAGAGUCUAGGUUAGAGUUCAGAGAUAUGACGUUAUCUCCUUUGGAUUGUGCAGCUUUGGGCUCUGUCAUAAGUUACUGUGGAGAAUUAAAGGAGCUCCAGCUUUUCAAAUUAGACCUCACACCAGAAUGCAUCAGGAGACUGGCGAUUGGACUUGGCAACUGUAAAAGCGUCAGGAUGGAAGCAUGCAAUCUUAUAUAUGAAUGCUGUGAAUCUCUUUCCUUGGCUCUCUGUGCAGAUGACUCUCACUUAACAAAUCUGGUUCUAAAACACAACAACUUGAAAGAUGCUGGAGUGGCUCUACUGUAUGAGGGGCUAAGAAGUCCAAACUGCAAGUUAGAGAAUCUGGACCUUGAGUCGUCUUGUGUGACAUCUCAAUGUUGCAAGUAUCUCUCAUCUUAUGUGUCUGCAAAACACUCUGUACUGACUGCACUGCAGCUGAGAGGCAAUAAACUGGAGGAUGAAGGAAUGCGUCUUCUAUGUGAAGGGCUCAGAGAACCAAACUGCAAAUUACAAAUACUUGAAGUAGAGUCAUGUGAUCUCACUGCUAGAGGAUGUGAGUUUCUUUCCAUGGCCUUAAAUUCAGAAUACACACAACUACAAGAGCUGGACUUGGAAAGCAAUACACUGAAGGAUUCAGGUGCAAUUCAGUUAUGUGAAGGGCUAAGAAGUCCACACUGCAAAUUACGCAGACUGAGAAUGGCAUUUUGUCAGCUCACACAUGAGUGUUGCACGUCUUUCUCUUCAGCUCUUUGUGUAGAGCAUUCACUUCUGAUGGAACUGGAGCUGGAAGGAAAUGAACUGGGGGAUGAAGGAGUGCAUCUUCUUUGUGAGGGGCUGAGAAAGCCAAACUGUAAAUUGGAGAAACUUUGGCUGGAUAAAUGUGGUCUCACAUCUGGAUGUUGUGGGGACCUCUCCUCAGCUCUCUGUACAGAACACUCACGUCUCACCGAGCUGCACCUCGGAGAUAAUAAACUGGCAAAUUCAGGAGUCCAGUUACUGUGUGAGGGGCUGAAAAGCCUAAACUGUAAAUUAGAAAGACUGAGACUGGACUCCUGUGAUCUCACAUCUGAAUGCUGUAAGGCUCUCUCAUCAGUACUUUGUAGAGAACGCUCAUGCUUAAGUACAUUGGAGCUAGGACAGAAUACACUGACGGAUUUAGGAAUGGGCCUGCUGUGUGAGGGGCUGAAAAACCUGAACUGUAAAUUACAGACACUAAGAUUGUGGUCAUGUGGUCUAACUUCCAAAUGUUGUGAGUGUCUGUUAUCAGCUCUUUGUGCAGAACACUCACAUCUGACUGUGCUGGACCUGGCAGAGAAUAAUCUGAAGGAUGCAGGUGCAGGCCUGUUGUGUGAGGCACUGAGAAACCCCAACUGCAAGUUAGAGAAAGUGAGGUUUAAAAGCAUUGGGAUUAGCAAAACUAAGAAGAACCAUCUGAAAUCCUUACAGGAGGAGCUGAGUUCAUCUGGACGGCACAUAAAGAUCAUUACAUGAGAUGAUCAGCUAAAGUCUAUCAGGUCUAUGUAUCCUGGUGGAUAUGACAGUAUUGUCAUAACACUGAACAUUUUUUAAAUAAAUGAGAGAAAAAGGAAGGACCACAAUAUUAGAGCAUUAGAACAAUAUAAACAAGAACAGGCCAUUGAGCCCAAGAAAGCUCACCAGUCAUAUCCACUUAAUCUUCUAAAAUGACAACUACUUGGUCUUGGGAUUAAUAAAGUAUCUAUCUAUCUAUCUAUCUAUCUAUCUAUCUAACUUAUUACAUCUGUCUAUUGCUCUGUAUGUGAAGAAAAACAUCCUAAUGUUUGUGUGAAAUUUACCUUUAACAAGUUUCAAACUGUUACCCCAUGUU
Molecule: messenger RNA, 4762 nt
Organism: Polypterus senegalus (gray bichir)
Lineage: Eukaryota; Metazoa; Chordata; Cladistia; Polypteriformes; Polypteridae
Product: NACHT, LRR and PYD domains-containing protein 3-like
Exons: 15
Coding region: 919-4407 (1162 amino acids)
Cellular component (GO): cytoplasm
Molecular function (GO): protein binding
Source: RefSeq, a predicted model, not a curated record